AUGUUGAGCAAAGAUGAAGAAAAUCUUCAUUCAUCAAUUGAAAUUACUCCACCUACUCGUUCCAAUCGAUUAACUCCAAAUGAAAUCGCUUGUGCUCGACAAAUUCGUCUUCGUGAACUUCAAAUGUGGAAAAGUAUUCGAGAAAUCAUCUUUUACAUUUCUUUUCUUUCCCUUCUGUCUGUGAUUGUUUAUUCAAAUCAUAAUGAAAACGCUUCGUUUCAAGUUCGACAUCUUCGAAAAUCAUUCUCAGUGGAAAUCUCAUCAAUGAACGAGUAUUGGGAAUGGUUAGAAGAAGAUUUUGUUGGAAAGAUUCGUGCACACAAAUGGUACAAUGGAAAGAAUGUGGAAUAUCUUCGUGGAUAUCUCAAUGACACUUCAAAUCGACUUCUCGGUUGGGCGUUGAUGAAACAAUCACGAAUUCGAACACAACUAUGCCCACAACGAAUCAAAUUAAAUUAA
Molecule: messenger RNA, 459 nt
Organism: Adineta ricciae
Lineage: Eukaryota; Metazoa; Rotifera; Eurotatoria; Adinetida; Adinetidae
Source: the annotation of a GenBank genome assembly